AAGAAAACGAUAACGAAAUAAAAAAUAUUAAUAGAAUUUUAGCAACUACUCUAUAUAAAAAAUCUGCUGAACUAGAAAAUGUUGUUGGUUGUUAUCAAUAUGGUGAUAUCUUAAUAAAUGGAAAAUUAGGAAAUCAAAAGAAAUUGUCAUUAGGUUACACAUUUAUGAAAAAAGCAGCUGAUAACAAUCAUGAAAAAGCUAUCGAAGUUAUUAAAACAUUAAAUAACGACUUUAGUUUAAAAUAUCAAUUUAAUUAA
Cetraspora pellucida is the source of this 257-nucleotide messenger RNA. NCBI's taxonomy places the organism in Eukaryota, Fungi, Glomeromycota, Glomeromycetes, Diversisporales, Gigasporaceae. The record is from the annotation of a GenBank genome assembly.